This is a messenger RNA of Diplodia corticola, 3432 nucleotides long. Its product is annotated as leucyl-trna synthetase. Gene Ontology annotation, biological process: leucyl-tRNA aminoacylation. The record is from RefSeq and is a predicted model, not a curated record. Gene Ontology annotation, molecular function: leucine-tRNA ligase activity; aminoacyl-tRNA deacylase activity; ATP binding. NCBI's taxonomy places the organism in Eukaryota, Fungi, Ascomycota, Dothideomycetes, Botryosphaeriales, Botryosphaeriaceae. The transcript has 3 exons. Bases 1 to 3432 code for a protein of 1143 amino acids.
AUGUCGGCCGCCAAAGCGACACUCGAGGCGCUGGACCCCAGCGCCAGCUCCAAGAACACCCUCAAGAUCGAGAACACCGAGAAGCGCGACACCCUCGUUGCCGCCGAGAAGAAGUACCAGAAGCAAUGGCAGGAAUCCAAGGUCUUCCAGCAGGAUGCCCCCUCCACCGCCGAGUUCCCCUACGGCUCCGUCUCCGCCGACGACCUGCGUGCCAAGGCGCCCAAGUUCUUCGGCACCAUGGCCUACCCAUACAUGAACGGCGUCCUGCACGCCGGCCACAGCUUCACCGCGAGUAAGGUCGAGUUCGCCACCGGCUUCGCUCGCAUGCAGGGCAAGCGCGCGCUGUUCCCCCAGGGCUACCACUGCACUGGCAUGCCCAUCAAGGCUUGCGCCGACAAGCUGGUGCGCGAGGUUGAGCUGUUCGGCAAGACCUUUGAGGGCUGCAAAGAGGACGACAUCGCUGAGCCCAAGGCUGGCGAGGUCCCGGCUCCUACCGAGGAGACCACCAAGGCCGACAUCACCAAGUUCAAGGCGACCAAGGGCAAGGCCAACGCAAAGACCAUCAAGACCAAGUACCAGUUCCAGAUUAUGCUCUCCCUGGGCAUUCCGCUCGAGGAGAUCCACAAGUUCGCCGAUCCGCAGUACUGGCUGGAAUACUUCCCGCCGAAGUGCCAGGAGGACCUGAUCUCCAUUGGCGCGCGUGUGGACUGGCGCAGGUCCAUGGUUACCACCGAUGCCAACCCUUACUACGAUGCCUUCGUCCGCUGGCAGAUGAACCGCCUGAAGGGUCUUGGCAAGAUCAAGUUCGGCAAGCGCUACACUGUCUAUUCCCCCAAGGAUGGCCAAGCCUGUCUUGACCACGACCGUAGCUCCGGCGAGGGUGUCACGGUCCAGGAGUACACUGCUUUGAAAAUGAAGGUCCUUGAGUGGCCUGAGCAGGCCAAAUCUGUCAUUGGCGAUAAGAUCCCCAGCGGUGCCAAUGUCUACUUUGUCCCUGCCACUCUCCGUCCUGAGACUAUGUACGGCCAGACGUGCUGUUUCGUUGGCCCCAAGGUCAAGUACGGCAUCUUCAAGGUCACGGACAACGAGUAUUUCUUCCUGUCCCACCGUGCUGCCCGCAACAUGGCCUUCCAAAACAUCUUCCCCAACUGGGGUGUUUUCCCUCACAUUGUCGACCUCCAGGGCUCAGACGUCGUUGGUACUCUGGUCAACGCACCGCUUUCCGUACAUAAGGAUGUCAGGAUUCUUCCCAUGGAGUCGGUCAAGCCCACCAAGGGUACCGGUGUUGUUACUUGCGUGCCUUCUGACAGCCCUGAUGACUAUGCCACCACGAUGGACCUGAUCAAGAAGGCAGAGUACUACGGCAUCAAGAAGGAGUGGGCGGAACUCGAGAUCAUUCCCAUCAUCAAGACGCCUACGUACGGCGAUCUCACUGCGAAGACGCUGGUUGAGAAGAUGAAGAUCAACUCUCCUAAGGAUGCCAAACAGCUCGCUGAGGCCAAGGAAUUGGCCUACAAGGAGGGCUUCUACCAGGGCGUUAUGACGUAUGGCGAGUUCGCUGGCAAGUCGGUGCAGGAUGCCAAGCCCCUUGUCCGUACGCAGCUGAUUGACGCGGGCCUUGCCUUCCCUUACGGCGAGCCUGAUGGCAUGGUCAUGUCCCGUUCGAGUGAUGAGUGUGUUGCUGCAUACCUUGACCAGUGGUACAUGAACUACGGUACCACUGAGAACGGUGGCGAUGGUGAGUGGUGCGACACUGUCUUGAAGCACCUCGAGAACGGCAUGAACACCUUCUACCCUGAGGCUCAGCACGCUUUCAAGAUGACCUUGGGCUGGUUGUCGCAGUGGGCCUGCUCGAGAUCGUACGGCCUUGGUACGAAGCUGCCCUGGGACGCCAACCAGCUCGUGGAGUCUCUUAGUGACAGCACCGUGUAUAUGAGCUACUACACCAUUGCUCACUACCUGCACGGUGACAUCUUCGGCAAGACGCAGGGUCUCUCCAAGCAGAGGAUCGCGCCCGAACAGAUGACCGACGAGGUCUGGGAUUACCUCUUCUGCCGUACUGCGGAUGUCAAGACCGACAUUCUCAAAGAGGAUCUCGAGGCGAUGCGGAGAGAGUUUGAGUACUGGUACCCUCUUGAUCUCCGUGUCUCCGGCAAGGACUUGAUCCAGAAUCAUCUUACCUUCUGUCUCUACAUCCACACCGCUCUCUUCCCUCAGAACAAUUGGCCGCAAGGUUUCCGUGUCAAUGGCCACCUUAUGCUCAACGGCGAGAAGAUGAGUAAGAGUACUGGCAACUUCCUGACUCUUGGCGAUGCCGUGAAGAAGUACGGUGCCGACGCGACCAGAGUGGCUCUUGCCGACGCCGGCGAUGGAAUCGAAGAUGCCAACUUCGAGGAGACUGUCGCCAACGCCAUUAUUCUUAAGCUCUUCGAGCUCAGGAAGUGGUGUGAGGAGAUGGUCAACGAAGCACACCUGGUUGACGGCGAGGCGCAGUACAAGGAGGCUCGCGACGGCGGCAAGGUCAAGAACGCUGAUAUCAUCCAGCGCACCGGUGAGAAGCAUCUCUGGGACAAGACGUUCGAGAACGAGCUCAACAGUUUGGUCAUUGAGACGAGGGAGCACUACGAGAACACCUCGUACAAGCUCGCUCUCAAGUCAGGCUUCUACGACUUCACUGCCGCGCGUGAUUUUUACCGUGAGGUCACGAAGGCUGCCGGCAUCGGCAUGCACGCCGAUCUCGUCAGGCGUUUCGUUGAGCUUCAGGCUCUCCUUCUGACGCCCGUUGCUCCCCACUGGGCUGAACACAUCUGGCUUGAGGUCCUCAAGAAGCCCGAGACGAUUCAGAAGGCACUUUACCCGACCGUGGCCUCGCCCGAUCCGUCUCUCACUGCCGCCCGCGAGUAUGUGCGCAACACAACCUCGAACAUCACGUCGGCCGAAGGUCAACAGGUUAAGAAGCUUGCUAAGGGCAAGGCCGUUGCUUUCGAUCCCAAGCAAGACAAGAAGCUCACCAUCUUUGCUGCCGAGGCAUUCCCCGUCUGGCAAGACAAGUACCUCGACCUUGUGCGCCAGAAGUUUGAGGAACUCGGCCUUGUGGAUGUCAAGGUUCUCACCAAGGAGAUUGCCAAGCCCGACAUGAAGAAGGCCAUGCCGUUCAUCCAGGGGUUGAAGAAGCGCCUUGACGGCGGCGAGAAGGCCGGAGAGGUGUUUGACCGCCGUCUUCCGUUCGACGAGAUCGCGACGCUCAAGGAGAUGGUGCCGGGUCUGAAGCAGCAGGUUACCAAGCUGAAGAUUGUUGACAUUGUGGGUGUCAAGGAGGGCGAGAAGGUCGGCAAGGUCCUCUUUGGUGAGGGUGAGACCAGAGAUAGCCUCCCGCCGAGCGCCGAGGCAGCGGUGCCUGGAGCGCCGACAUUCUUCUUUGAGAAUAUGUGA